This is a messenger RNA of Amblyraja radiata (thorny skate), 1647 nucleotides long. It is a transcript of the gene cops3, whose product is annotated as COP9 signalosome subunit 3. Lineage: Eukaryota; Metazoa; Chordata; Chondrichthyes; Rajiformes; Rajidae. The record is from RefSeq and is a predicted model, not a curated record. Gene Ontology annotation, cellular component: COP9 signalosome. The transcript has 12 exons. Bases 87 to 1358 code for a protein of 423 amino acids. Gene Ontology annotation, biological process: ubiquitin-dependent protein catabolic process.
CGCUGCGCAGGCGCGGUGUGGCGGGAGGCGGGCGCGGGGCCGCAGCGACGCCGUUUGAAUGAGGAGAGGGGAGGCGGUUGGACAAAAUGGCGUCCGCCUUGGAGCAGUUUGUCAACAGCGUGAGGCAGCUCUCCUCGCAGGGCCAAAUGACUCAGCUAUGUGACCUCAUUAACAAGAGCGGAGAGCUGCUGGCUAAAAACCUCUCUCAUUUGGAUACAGUGCUAGGUGCGUUGGAUGUGCAGGAACAUUCUCUGGGAGUCUUGGCAGUAUUGUAUGUGAAAUUUUCUAUGCCCAGUAUCCCAGAUUUUGAGACGUUAUUCUCCCAAGUUCAGCUUUUUAUUAGUACUUGUAAUGGUGAACAUAUCAGAUAUGCAACAGACACCUUUGCAGGUCUUUGCCAUCAGUUGACAAAUUCUUUAGUAGAAAGAAAACAGCCACUGCGAGGCAUAAGCAUUCUGAAACAGGCCAUAGACAAGAUGCAGAUGAAUACAAACCAACUUACCUCAGUUCAUGCUGAUCUCUGCCAGCUUUGUCUCCUUGCGAAAUGCUUUAACCCAGCAAUUUCCUACUUGGAGGUGGAUAUGACUGAUAUUUGUAAAGAAAAUGGAGCUUAUGACGCCAAGCACUUUUUAUGUUAUUACUAUUAUGGUGGUAUGAUCUAUACAGGACUCAAGAACUUUGAGCGGGCACUAUAUUUCUACGAGCAGGCUAUAACAACUCCAGCCAUGGCAGUCAGUCAUAUUAUGUUGGAAUCUUAUAAAAAGUAUAUACUUGUCUCAUUGAUACUGCACGGGAAGGUUCAACAACUGCCUAAGUACACGUCACAGAUAGUUGGAAGAUUCAUUAAGCCCCUUAGUAAUGCCUAUCAUGAAUUAGCACAAGUGUAUGCAACAAAUAACCCAGCAGAACUUCGAAAUGUUGUGAACAAACACAAUGAAACAUUCACAAGAGAUAAUAACAUGGGACUGGUCAAACAAUGCCUGUCCUCUCUUUAUAAAAAGAACAUUCAAAGAUUAACAAAGACGUUCUUAACGUUGUCCUUGCAAGACAUGGCUAGUAGAGUACAAUUAUCAGGCGCUCAGGAAGCGGAGAAGUACGUACUUCACAUGAUAGAUGAUGGGGAAAUCUACGCUAGUAUUAAUCAGAGGGAUGGUAUGGUUAGUUUCCAUGACAACCCAGAGAAAUACAAUAACCCAGCCAUGCUUCUAAAUAUUGACCACGAGAUGCAAAAAUGUAUAGAAUUAGAUGAGAAGCUGAAAGCAAUGGAUCAAGAAAUCACUGUUAAUCCACAGUUUGUACAGAAGAGCAUGGGAACACAGGAAGAUGAUGUAGGAAGCAAGGCAUCAAGUUAUUCAUAAAAUAAAUCGUGAAGACUGGGCUAGAGCAACAGCAACAAAAAGAUGCAAAUGAAGAAGGUGGAUCAGUGGGAUAAAACCCAGGAAACUGAGGGAAUGGAUUUAGCUGCAUGAACAUCAGGAAAGCAAAUCAGCUGUUUGAAGAGAGAUUCCCUCUGUUGUUAAUGCUUUCAGAACUGUUUUUCUUGGCAAAAGAAUCUAUGGGUAGGAAUAAAUCUAUCGCUGUUUUAUAUAUCAUUGUUUGAUGGUUAAACCAGAGCUGUGGUCAAUAAAACUGACCUUUGUUUCUCCA